Molecule: messenger RNA, 708 nt
Organism: Alternaria ventricosa
Lineage: Eukaryota; Fungi; Ascomycota; Dothideomycetes; Pleosporales; Pleosporaceae
Exons: 2
Coding region: 1-708 (235 amino acids)
Source: RefSeq, a predicted model, not a curated record
AUGGCGCCCCGCAAGACUGCCGCCGGCGACAAAGCCCCGAAGGCACCUGCCACCAAGAAGAGCGCAGACAAGGUUAUCAAGCGACCCGCGCGCGGAUAUCACAAGUUUCGAAAUGGCCUACUCAACGUCACACCCAAAGGUGGUGAGAAGGAACUCGUCAAACAGAACGAGAGUUCCCCAUUGCUUCGUAUGCCCGCCGAGAUUCGCAACAAAAUCUGGAAGCUUGUGCUGGGCGGAAAACUGUAUCGGUCAAGUUGGUCAUUUGGAUUCCACCCUUCACCGACAGGGCCAAAACACAACACGGCUCUUCUGAGGACCUGCCGUCAGAUAUACUCGGAAACCGCAAUCAUGCCGCUAGCUCUCGGGACAUUCUCCAUCGAUUGUAUUCGGGAAGCAAAGAGAUCGCUCAAGAAAUUCAAGCCAACCCAGUGCAAACAGAUCACGACCCUAAAGCUCACAGUCUACUGGAGCAACAUGACUGGGGGAAUCAUGGACUUCUGCUUUGCAGUCCGCCACUCGAAGUAUUUUCGCUCGCUCCUCGCGUUGCGAGAGGUACGGGUUUUGGUAUUCUCGGUCCCAGAUCUGGAUGGGACCCGCGAGAAAGCCGAGGCCGUGUACGAACAUCUCAAACCACGCAUCCAAGAUAUGCCGUUCGCAGUGAAGGUAGACUACACCCAUCAGCGAUGGAGUGAUUAUCUGAACCCGUAA